Mixia osmundae IAM 14324 is the source of this 1165-nucleotide messenger RNA. RefSeq lists its product as uncharacterized. The record is from RefSeq and is a predicted model, not a curated record. NCBI's taxonomy places the organism in Eukaryota, Fungi, Basidiomycota, Mixiomycetes, Mixiales, Mixiaceae. Gene Ontology annotation, biological process: cell wall biogenesis; (1->6)-beta-D-glucan biosynthetic process. The coding region runs from base 274 to 1032 and encodes 252 amino acids. The transcript has 2 exons.
CCAAAGUGCAGCUGAUCAAGUAGAUUCCCUGAGACCGAACCCUGAUAGAAUGUCAAAAUUGCAAAAGCCGCUAGCGCGUGAUCACCCGCGUGACUUUGUCGCGUCUGUCUUGGCGCGAGCGAUCGCCAUUCAAAGACCGCAAAACCACGACAGGUCUGUCUCGGCAAGAGCGAUAGACCGUCCCACUGUGCAGUUCACUGGCUCGCUCGCCUCAUCGAGCGUCACUCCCGACACUGCACUUCACUUCCGUACUCAGCAGAUUCAGAGAUGAAUAUGGCAAGAAUACAAAGGCUCGCACUGUUUGCAGUCCUUAGCUUCGCUGGCAUAGCGAGAGCAACUCUCGAGAUCACUGCACCUGUUGCCUCUACGACCAUCGCAGCCGGCAAGCCCUUCCAAUUCACAUGGCAAGACAGCGGCGAUUCGGACCUGACGCCGCUCGGCACGCUCAAAGUCAUGGUCUACGUCGGCUCCCUGACGAACCAGACCAUGCUAGCAACCGUGGGCAAUUUUCCCGCAGGAAAGCUUUCCGGUUCAGGCACCAUUCCCGCCAAUAUCGGGCCCUCAGGGCACUACUAUUUCCUCCGCAUGCGUCCCUCGGUAUUUGGGAGCGACAUGACGAGCGACACCUACAGCGCACGCUUCACCCUGUCGGGAGGUACAGGCAAAUUCAGUAGCGACGCGAGCGAGCAAGUGUCGGGCAACAUUGAUGACAACAGCGAUUCUGAGACUGCGCCUACACCAGUAUCAGCGAGCUCGUCAUCGACCAAGACGUCGAGCGCUCACAGAAGGAGCAAAGCUACCAGCGCAGCCGGCAAUGCCACAGUCACUAGCGCAGCGCGCAUUGCAGGCUCGUUCGGCAAUGCCACAACGGGCGCUGACUUUGGUAUUCCCAUCGCUUCUGCCACUGUCACUUCACUCGCCAGUACUGCAUCGACAGGCGCGAGUGGUGCCACUCUGGCGAAACCACAAAGAGAAGUGUGGAUUGCUCUGACAACACUGACAUUGGUCACGCUUGCAUCACUCCGACGAUAGACCCGAGCCCCGUCCUAGUCAGCAUGGAGCUCGCCCUAGAACUGACUGUCAACGUGAUGGACAUUACGUCCCCGGGCUUUGUUGUACUCUGGCGUGAUCUUCCGAGACCCGCUGGCAGACGGCAGACAGAUCG